GAUUUGCGAAGUCUAGGCAGGAGUUGCGCAGGCGCAGAACCCCGGCCUAAGACACGCAGCUUGAAGAUUGUUGAAGAUCACUGACUUAUGGUGGCUGCUAUUUUUGCAAUGUACAGCUUUACCAUGGUAACGAAAUGUAAAACAAAGUUGACAAACACUAGUUGUCCCGUAGAACAACGCGAGGUAUCGGAUAGAACAGUUACGAGUUCGUAUCUUUUACAAAUAGACCGAUAAAAGUGAAAAUCGGUGUAGAAACAAAUCGCACGCGAUGCAAAGACCAUCGACAGGUGUAUCUGUAUUGCAAAAUAAGUUUGAUAGAUCUCGUAGGGCAACCAGACAUGAAUUAGGGGACUAUUAUGUUACUUCUGGAAGUACGCGACCGUCUACACCUGGACAAAAUGUCCUGGCAAGACCACCGACUUCUUCUUUUUUAUUCAAUCAAAUGCAAGCUAACAGUUCCCGAGUAGCUACAAGUUCUGGUAGUUCGAUGUAUUCGAACAGUACAGUUCCUAUGCUUGGUCAAACAAAUAUCAAUAUCAUGGAAAGACCGAUAACUCAACAUGGAGUAGCUGGUGUCAGACCGGGCACAGGUAGAGGAUUGUCCAUGAUGAGGCAAAUUCAAGACAAAAGGUAUUACAGUGGUAUUUUGCAACUGAAAAUAAGGGAAUUGAAUCAAGAAAUUAUUACUCUUAUGAAAGAUAUCGAAGAUCAGAAUAAAGAGAGCGCCACUUAUCUGCAUUACGAUAAAAGAGCCAAAGAUUUAGCUACAGAAUUGAUAACUUUGCAGGGACAACUGGCAGACUAUAACAUUGUAGUGGAUAAAAUGACAUCGGACAUUGGGAAAGAUACGGUAGAACAAGAAACGGAUGAACUCGCAGCAAAGAACGAAGAAAAUUUAACAAGAAUUGAAAAUAUGUUCGAGGAAAGAAAGGAGUUAGAACAACAGUUAAUUAAGUUAGAGAAACAAUUGGAAAAUGAAAAGAAACGAAGAGACAGGCUUGUUGAGAGUAUGAGCUCGAACGUGAAAGAAAAAUAUACCGAAUUGCUGGAAGAGAAAGCAAGCUUGCAAGAGAAAAUAAAUAAAAUGCAACAAGAACUGGAUGCAUUAUCUAAAGAACAAGUUUUUCUGGAGGAAGAAAUAGCUUUGUCACCUUUGAAACAAGAAGCUGUAAAGUUGCAGCUUCAAAUUAUAGAGAUAGAAGAGAAAAGAGGAAAAUUAAGGGAAGAAGAGAAACGUAGAAUAUCUCCGGAAGAGGAAAAAGAAAAGUUACUGCAGAAAAUUAAGCAAGACAAUAUGGAUAUCGCGGCUGCCGAAGCCCAGUUAGCCGAAAGAAAGAAAGCGAUUGAAGAAGCGGAACACGAACUUGAACAAUUGGAAGCCGAUAUAGAGGAUAACCAAUCUGAGAAACAUAUAAAAUACAAGGAACUUCGUAAAAAAGAAGAAGCCAUGGAACAAUUUAUGUCUACUUUCGAACAACACAAACAAGACGAAACCAAGAAAUUAUAUAAAUUGGAAGAGAAAGUGGUUGAUUAUUUGAAAAACAUUUCGAGCAUAUUAAACACUGAUAUUGAUAUUGUAGACGGCAAUGAAAUGGCUAUAUUGCACGAUAUAAUCUCCAGCAAUGAUGAUGAAUACAUCGACAAUGAUGAAAGUUAUGAAGGAUUAACAAAAGAAAAUCUAAAGUUGCAGCAAAUUUUGGGUAAAGUAGACUUGUUGGAACAGAGACUUCAAGCAGAGUUUUCAAAUCUCAGUGAAAAAAUAAAUAAGAAGGAAAACAAACUAACGAUUUUGGAAGAUAUAAAUAAUUUAAAAUCAAAAUUAUCGACGAAGCAAGAACAAUUAAUAGAGGAAUGCGAACAACUGAAAAAACAACGAUCGGAAAAUAUACAAGAACGUAAAUCGCUUCAGUCCGAAUACGAUGAGAUUAAACUCCGAUUAGGAAAUAAUGAAAUAUACAUUCAGAUUGACUUAUUAGAAAAUACCAUAGAAAAGUUAAUAGAAGAACAUGAAAGAAUUAAAGACUUCAUUUGCAAGCAAAGAGAACGGUACAAUUAUGGCCCAAUAAAAGAAGAUACUUUUAAUUUAAUGACUAAUUAUAACACUAUGUUGAAAGAGAAUCUAAAACCUAUUUAUUAAUAUAUACACUUUACGUAAUAUUACAUUCUUAUUUGAUAUUAUUUUAUGACGUGAUUUGUAGAAAAUAGGAGUUCAUAUUUUGUCAUAAAUUUGAUAAAAUCUGCUUCAAAUUUUGAACUUGGUUGUACACUUUUUUGUACCAUUUCUUCGUGUAGCUAGACAAGCAAUUAUUCUGAAACGAUAAAUGUUCGAACGAAAAAUAAAGUACAAUACAUACUUUACUAAUUAUAUGUAUAUAAAUAGUAGUAUAAUACCUUCAAUAAAUUUUGCAAUUCUUUUUGAUUACAUUGUGCUAAUGCUAUUGCUAUAUUCACUAUCGCUAUUUCUUUUCCUUGAACAUUAACUAUCAGACGAUAUACAUCGUUCAAUAAAUGAUUGCAUUUUCCAGAUGAA
Messenger RNA from Megalopta genalis, 2530 nucleotides. RefSeq names its product intraflagellar transport protein 74 homolog. Lineage: Eukaryota; Metazoa; Arthropoda; Insecta; Hymenoptera; Halictidae. Gene Ontology annotation, molecular function: beta-tubulin binding. Gene Ontology annotation, biological process: intraciliary transport involved in cilium assembly; cilium assembly. The record is from RefSeq and is a predicted model, not a curated record. Gene Ontology annotation, cellular component: cilium; intraciliary transport particle B.